This is a messenger RNA of Hevea brasiliensis (rubber tree), 1899 nucleotides long. Its product is annotated as negative regulator of systemic acquired resistance SNI1. Bases 208 to 1629 code for a protein of 473 amino acids. Gene Ontology annotation, biological process: DNA damage response; negative regulation of systemic acquired resistance; negative regulation of DNA-templated transcription. NCBI's taxonomy places the organism in Eukaryota, Viridiplantae, Streptophyta, Magnoliopsida, Malpighiales, Euphorbiaceae. Gene Ontology annotation, cellular component: Smc5-Smc6 complex; nucleus. Gene Ontology annotation, molecular function: transcription cis-regulatory region binding. The transcript has 16 exons. The record is from RefSeq and is a predicted model, not a curated record.
CUUUCACCUGUCCAGAGUAGAAUGAUUCUACCAUUUCCUGAAGUUCAUACCAAUCCUGUUUGCAUACAAUUCCUAGCCUUAAUUUAUCAAAAUGAGAGAUUUAGGCGGGAAAUUACAAAAAUAUUUCGCGGUCAUGUCAAGGAUUUGUAGUUUUACGGUACAAAUUAUAAAACGCCAAAACUUAGGGUUUCAAAGGAAAAGGAGAAAAUGGAAGACUCUAUCAACGGUAGAAGAUGCGGCAGUGCCAGGGGAGGCAUCGAAGAGAACGUUUUAGCUAUCCUCGACGCCACCGAUUCCAAAGACACUCAAGACGCCAACGACGACAGGAUUGCUUUUAUAGAAGCUGUUCGCGCUGCUUCUAUUGAUCGGGAUGAUGGAGCUCCUCCAACCAACAAAAUGUACGAGGCCGUUUUCCAAAUUAUGAGGGUAGGGAAGUCUCUGGAAUUGAUUAUGGAAAGUUUUCGGCUUUUGAAUGAGCUAGAUGAGCGUUUCCCACGAGUUUAUUUAUCAAAUACAGGCGCAUCAGGGUCAUCUGAGCUAGUGGUGGUUGAAGAGGCUUGGUCGCCAUUUGUUUUUAAUUUGGAUAUUACUUAUGGCGAAAAAGAAUCUGCUGGAAAAAGCUCUGGUGGAACAUUUGACUCAUCGGUUUUCCAUCUGUUAAUACAGGAUCUUGUUGAAAUUGUCAAUGAAAAAGGCCUUCAAACAUUGGAAAUAAGGUCCCUGGGGAAGAUGUUGCUGUUUCAUUAUCUUAUCAAUGUCCUUGAAGGAGAUUUUGUACCACGUAACAAAGCUUAUAAAGAAACCAUGAAUUGGAUGCUUCUAAGAGAGUCCUUGCUCUGCAUGCUUCUGAGUUCAAGAAGAGUAAACUACAAAUCUCUAAUGAAGGAUUGCUUGUCCAUUAUGUGUGGACUUUGUCAAUUUUCUUCUGAAUUGAGUGAUCCGAAACCUUCUGAUAGUUCUGUGGCAAAUCCAUCUCAAAAUGUUAAUCCUGCUAUAGCAAUUGCUAUACCUGAAGUGAGAAGCAGCACUUGUACUGCUAUUCAGAAGCUUCUGACAAUUAUUAUGGAGCUUGAUGUGUCGAGAAAGAAAGCAGAUGCCCAAGGUUGUACCACCAGAGUUGAUGGUGUGAGAACCCCUCUGGUUGAGAUAAUUCUAGAUGAGUUGACUUAUGAUAGAGAUAUGCUUUCCCAAUUUUUUGAGAUUUUUAAUGAACCAAAAUGGAAGUUGGAAAUCAUUUUGCAGUUUUUUUCAAAAUACGUUGCUAAGCCUUCUGUUCGCACUCGGAGGUCUAAUGGUCCAACAGAAGAUGAUGGGACUUUCACUGGGGUUUUGAAGGGCUUUUCAAACAUCACUAGCACCAAGAACAUUACUAAAAAGAUCAGUAUAGAUGUAGUUCAGAUACUUUUGGCACAUGCUUUUCAGGCUUAUUUGUCAAUACAACCAUCUCAACAAGAAGCUGAAGGCAUCUUUGAUUUUGAUAAAGUGAGAAGCGACUCUCUUGUGGAAAUAUGUGAGAACGUAAUCUCUGCGUUUAGUAAUUUGAAAAGAAUAAAUGACAGCAAGGAGAUUUUGCCUUUUGGAAAAGAAGCAAUAUUUACAGCAGCAAAUAUCCUCUCAAUAAAGUCAUAGGAGCUCGUUUCUGGAUGAUGCAGGCAAGAUUGCUGGUUUCUUUCUAUCCUUUUUUGCCUAGGCCUUGACGUAGAUAUUACAGAUUAAGUGAAACCUUUUUGCCCAGGGCUGCCUUAUCAUUCCGCUUGCUCCAGUAGGCCAUGUAAAUAAAAUUACUAGUGCUUUCAAGUUCCAAUUUGAGGGUGUAUAUGUACUUACAAAUUAGUGUAAUUUUGUAUAUCAAAUCCGCAUGAAUUAUAAAACUUUCUAAAGCCUCAUUUUGAAGUGUCA